UCUCCGUGUUCGGCGUGUCCCCUCGGCGGCGCGGCGGAACGGAGCGAGGAUGAAGCUGAAGCUGCUGGGCGCGGGCAGCGGGCGGCUGGGCUCGCUGGCGGGGCUGGGCCGCGGCGGGGCGGGCGCUCUGGCGCUGCCGGGCUGCCUGCUGUACACGCGGAGCGGCGCGGCKCCGCACCUCACCCACGACACGCUGAGGGAGGUGCGCGGUGUGCCCGGCGUGGCGCAGAUCGCCCUGCCCGCCCUGGCAGAAAUUCAUGACRUCCUGGAAGAGUAUAAAGAAGGAGCUGCAAAAUUUAUGGGUUUGCCAGAUGCUGUGCUCUACUGCUCCCUUCAUGACCCAGUCACUCCCUGCCCAUCUGGCUACAACACUAACAAGACAGUCUCCCUGUGGGGAAGCUCAGGGCGCAUGGAGAUGACGGUUUCCAAGUUCAUGGACAUCCAGCGGGCUGUUCAGCCAGACUGGUUCCAGUGCAUCUCUGAUGGAGAAACCAUUUCUGGAGAAGCUGGUAGAAAAAGAGCCAAGAAGUCUGUGGAUAGGUCACUUUCCUUCUUGGAUGUAUGCCUUCAGCUGCAAGAAAAAUCACCGGAACUACAAGGAAGUGUAAUGUUUGGGGCAAUUGAAGGUGGAGAUGUCUUGGAAGAGAGGCUCAGAUCAGCCAGGGAGACUGCCAAGCGGCCUGUAGGUGGCUUUCUGCUAGAUGGCUUCCAGGGAAAUGCCAUGGCCAAGGAGACCAAGUUGAAACUGAUAGCUUCUGUCACAGCAGAGCUGCCAGAGGAUAAGCCAAGAAUUAUUCACGGUGUAGGCAAACCAGAUGAGGUGCUUGAGUGCAUUGAAAAAGGAGUGGACAUUUUUGAGAGCUUCUUUCCCUUCCAAGUGACAGAGCGAGGCUGUGCCUUGGUUUUCAAUUACGAGUACCAUCCGGAUCCUGAAGCAACAGCAGUUUUAACACAAAAUGGAGCUCAGGACCUGGAGAAGAAUGGUGCUCAAGAAGACCAAGAUGAAGUCUUCAAAGCUGACCCAGAAAUGACAACAUUUGAGAUAUUUCUGAAGGACAAAAAGUACCACGAUGAUUUUGGUCCCUUGCUGGAAGGAUGCAGCUGUUACUGCUGUCAGAGGCACACUCGUGCCUACGUCCAUCACCUCCUGGUGACCAACGAGCUGUUGGCUGGUGUCCUGCUUAUGAUGCACAACUUCCAGCACUACUUUGGUUUCUUCAGUGCCAUUCGGGAUUCCCUAAGGGACAAUAAACUGGAUCAACUCAAGAAGCUUGUCUUCAGGCAGAUGCUGCAAGGCYCAGCAAAUGCAACACUGAGCCAGUGAGUUCAGAGAGGACAGAGGACRUUGCAGGUUGUGUGCUCAUCCAGUGGAACUGUAUCACCUGGACCUGUCAGUAGUAAAAUGCCUUUUUUCCUUCCUGGAGGGAUCUUAAGGAGAUGUUUGAAGAAGAUCUCACAUCAUGGGGAAGGAUGAUUUUGUUCCAAGGUCUACUUUGGUUAAUUUCCAAUGGCUCAGUUUGGUUAAUUGGCUUGGUAUGUUCUUGGUGGAUGGAAGAACCUGGACGGUUCACCAGUAAGACCAGUAUGGAUAACUUCGUUUUCAGCUACUGCUGAUUUCCCAUGUGCAGGGACAGAGUUAUUGAACUUGUGAUUGAAGAUAAAGCAGGGCAUAUAUUUAAAAUUAAUCCAGCUGCUUGGAGGCUUAGCAGCUGCUUGGGACUCUUGUUCCAUACCCACCCCACCAAUAAUUAUUUUUCUAGAAAAACCUAGUGGUGUCCUAGUGUCUUAUCAUGUAGCUCCUUGGUGAGAAAUCCCAACUCAGUCUAGGACACUGUCCUUGUGGCCAUUGACAGCAUCUUGGAAAGAACUGACUGGAAGUGCUGCAGUGUCCAGUGGCACAAGGUACUGUGUGUGUACUUCUCUCUCAGGCUGCCUGCAGUGCAGAAUGUUCUCUGGGCUUGGAAGAAGCCCUUCACUUUGGCCUGGCCCUUACCACCCCUGCCUCAGGAGUCCCAGUCAGAGCCAGAGAGAAAAGAAAAUGUUUAAUCCAUGUCCUGCUUGAGARGUUUUUUUCCCAACUCUGCAUUUUUUCCAGAUUUCACUCCCAUGUUAGCAUGUGGAUGAUAAUGUCUGUACCAUUCUUUCCAGCUACCCUAGCACACAAAUGUCACUGAGAUGGAGCUGUAGAAAAGAUGUGUCAUAGGAAAGGGCUUUUAGAAAAUGUUYUUGUGGCUCCUUAUUUUAAAAUAUGACUUAGUUAUAUUCCUCUUAUUCAGUUGGUUUUUUUACUGCCCCUUACUGUGGAAUCAUGGAUUUAAUGAUUUUAUAUUACAAAGCAACAAUAAAAGAAAUUUAUUAUCUGUUA
This is a messenger RNA of Malurus melanocephalus (red-backed fairy wren), 2365 nucleotides long. RefSeq names its product queuine tRNA-ribosyltransferase accessory subunit 2 (gene QTRT2). Gene Ontology annotation, molecular function: tRNA-guanosine(34) queuine transglycosylase activity. Bases 50 to 1324 code for a protein of 424 amino acids. The record is from RefSeq and is a predicted model, not a curated record. The transcript has 8 exons. NCBI's taxonomy places the organism in Eukaryota, Metazoa, Chordata, Aves, Passeriformes, Maluridae.